GCUGUUGUCCCCUCACCGCCUUUCAUGAAGAUACCUUACCUUACUUCAGCACUCUAACCUUCUCGGCGCGAGAAUUUCGGCAUUCACUUUUUUUUUUUUUUUUUACCUUCAUUUCGGAUCAAACUUCGCUCAUUUACAGCUUAAAGUCUGCCAUUUGUGAUCUGACUGCUGGAAAAGUAGAGUUGACGCUAAUGCUCGCAGUGUCAGAGGUGUAUUACUGCUCAUGUUGUUCACCGCUUGCAUGCCAAUCCUCCAGAAACUCGCGCGUAAAGAACGACCUGAGAUUAAAAGGCGCGUUUUAAACAGAUAAGCGUGGAAGUACAACUCGACGUGGACCUUCUCAGACUGGACGUUGGAGAUGAUAUGGGAGGCUUCUGCCGUUUCAACUACGUGAAUCAAGAGUUCUUCUGGACAUUUCGUUGAUUUUGCGUGAAACUGACAGACUGUAUUAUCAAUGUGGUUUUCGCCGAAGAUACGCGUGGCCCGAGACUCACCUAAACGUUGACACGUCUUGGGAGUGAUGCACUGGCUUCCCCUGGUUGCCAUGGUGAUCGCCUCGGCCCUGCCUUUCCCUCAAAGUCCUGUGCCCAGGCUUGUUGCCGCAAUGAUAGAGCCUGGCAGAAACAACAGCAACAGCAGCAGCGUCCCAACAGCUAACAUCAGCAUGCCGACCAACUCCUCAGUGGACCACGACUCUUCUCACAACAACUACAGCACACAAGACAGAACAGAAGCUCCUCACAGAACAGACGAUAAGCAGAGCACAAUUGAGGAGGACCGUAUAUCCAAAGGUAGAGAAAAUCUUCUAACAGGUAGGACUACCGGAGCAGAUGCCUCCAGGCCGCAUUAUUCUAGGAAAUACAAAUCACAAAAAAUAGCCAGUUCCCAAAGCAACGAUAUUCUCAAGGACUAUCAGCUUGAACCUAGUCAGUUCCAUGAACAAAGCAGUAUUGAGGCAGAGACUUUUCUUAAAAAUGACAGGAGCGCAAGAAGUGAACUGAAAGAUGGGCCUCUUGAAGGUCCGAGCUCUCCAGGGCAGGAACAUCUGGAUGAAGCUCAGACAAAUGCAAAAGAGUUGCUGCAGCAAUCUGGAGGCUUUGGGUUUGAUGACAUAGGCCUUCGAGAAGAAGAUCAGCUGCUUUUGCUGGACGCCCAUCCACGGGUGCUCUUCUCCCCAGCCCUUUCCCCACCCAAACACCCGCCACUGCUCUUAAUGCUAGAGUUGGGCUUAUUGGCCGAUGACGUUGAGGACGAGGAAAGCCACAUGAUGGAUGCUACCACGUCUGGUCACGGAGGCGACAAAGAAACAUACAGGAACUUACUCUUGGGUCUCUCUGAUUCUGACGGCCCCAUUCCAGGGGUCCGGCGCAAGCGUCAGGCCGCCCACAGCGCACAGGGCAUCGAACGCUCCGUCUGCGAGGCCGAAAGCGGGUGGGUGACCAACAAGAGGACGGCGGUGGACUUCCGGAGCAACACAGUCACUAUUCUGCAAGAGAUCCAAACCCAGACGGGACCUCUCAAGCAGUAUUUCUACGAAACAAAAUGUCGUAAGCCUGAUCCAAAUAGGAAAGGUGAAGUGCAAGCGGUGGAGGGAGCCGGCUGCUUGGGGGUGGAUAAGAAACACUGGAUGAGCAGGUGCGAAACCAAGCAGUCAUACGUACGUGCGCUCACCUCGGAUGAAACCAAGAGAAUAGGGUGGAGGUGGAUCCGUAUUGACUCCUCCUGCGUUUGCGUGCUGCUCACUAGAGGAACGUACUACACUGAGAAGAAGUUGGAGAGGGGAAGAGAGCGAGAAGGCAGAAGGUACCGAUAGCUCAGACUGUCUGAAUAAAGGAUUGACGCGGAGUUGAAAGAUCAUAUGAAUUAAGGAGCGUUUAAGGGAGUGUAUCUGUUCUGGUCCACUGUGUGGGGGAUAUUUUUUUUCCAGAUGUUCCUGCAUCUCGCUUGACAAUCUCCCUGUGUCUCACUGAGGGAUAGUCAUAAAAUCACCCUCAUGUUGCUCAAAACCUGUAUGAUUUAUUUUUUUUCCUGUGGAACACAAAUGAAUACAGUGGAGUUUUUUUGGACACUAAGUCACUCUUAAAGAUGUUUGAAUUUCAUUGCAUAUACUGAAAAUCAAACCAAUUGGCAUCUGCAAACAAAUAUUGGAGUUCAUUUAAAUAACAUAUAUGACGUUAUAUAUGAUGUUACUCAGAGUUUGACUCCCAAAAGGACUUUUUGUUCUGGUUUUAAACAAAAUUUAAAGAUCAAUAACCAAGACUAGCGUGCAUGUGGGAUUAAAAAAAAAAAUAACCUCGUUUUGAUAUUUUUUUUAACAUGCAAUGCAAAAAAAAAAAAGAUAUUUUUAAAUGUGGCUUAAGUGUCCAAAUACUUUAUAUUUAGUGCAUUUUAUACAACAAAGCCUGCUGACUUUCAAGUUGUCACGCUUCAAAAAAGUACUAUUAAAAUGGUCCACGGAUAUGAAAUGCAUCAAAGUCCCUUUUAAGGAUAAUAAGUUCACUCUGCAGCCAUAUUUUCAAUGCCUUAAGGUGGAUGUUUUAAAGGAUUAUUUCAAUUCCAGAAUAAAAAAAUUCCUGAAAUUGUACUUAUCCCAGUGUAACUCAAGAUGUUCGUGUCUUUCUUUCUUCAGUUGAAAAGAAAUUCUUUCUUCAGUUGAAAAGAUUUUUGAGGAAAACAUUCCAGGAUUUUCCUCCAUAAUGGACUUAAAUGGGAAUGAACGGUUUAGAUUCUAAAAUGCAGCUUGAAAGAUCUAGUGCCGAUCUCAUGCAUAAUUUUUUACCCUACCCUACCUUUUUAAACUAAAGCACACAGACAAAAAACUAACCAUGUGUGUCCAUUCCAAUUACCUAAUGCGCAUUUGUGGUUAAUUUUUUUUUUUUUCUUAGAAAAAGACUUUUUUAGUUUUGCUAGAUAAGACCCUUGUUUCGUGGCAGGGAUCAUGAUGCAAAGAUCUGCCACUUCAUGGCUUAAAAUGUUUUCCUCAAAAACCUUCAUUUCUUUUCGACUGAAGAAAGAAAGACAUGAACAUCUUGGAUGACAUGGGGGUGAGUACAUUAUGAGGAAAAUUUUAUUCUUGAAGUUAACUAAUCCUAAAGGUAUGCAAGACCAGCUCUUACCUAUGUGAACAGGAAAAUAACUGGCAAAUUAACAAUUAAUUAAUAUACUUUAAGACAUGAACCGUCCCAUCAAUGCUGUUUUUAAGGCACUAUAAAGCAUAUUUUAAAGGUUGGUCCUGAUCUCACAUUCAUAUGAAAAACAGGUUCAUAGCUACCAUUCGUAGCAAUAAAAGUGAACUGUCUAGGGUAAUAAUAUACAGUCUUUGGUGAAAUUCCAAGUUUUCUGAAGUCAUGUAAGCAUGAGGUUUAAAUUGAAGUCGUUCACUUGUUUUUAUCUAGGUGCGUUCACUGUAACCUAUUUGGCGUUUCAAGAAACAGUAUACGGGUUUGAAGUGAAAUGAGGUGGCGAUGAGUUCCUCCGCGUACACGUCUCGCUAGGCCAGUGUGUAAACUCACACAAACAAGAAAACCUCAAUACUGAGAUCAAUUCUUUUUUUUCGUAUAUAUUGUUGCAUUUGUUUUAUUGUAUCUAUAGUAUACAGACAAUAAGUUAUUACUGUUGAAUUAGCACGUAAGCGUAAGUACUUGAUAUUAAUAUAUUUCUGUACAAUAUGUGAAACAUAUACAUCAUGCAAAUAUGUGCGUAUUUAUAAUAACCAAAAAGGAACCGAGCUGUAUAGAGGUCAGCAGAAUUUGUAAUCGCAGACGAGGGCUUUCUCAUAAGUGUCCUUCAAACGCCUGUCUCAAAACAUGUGCCUCUUCAGAUUCAGUGUCAGCUGCCAUGGUUCACCCAUGUACUGUUCACUCAGAAAAUGUUACAGAAAUACAGUCAAAAUAUGAAAUGUCCCCGGUUACUGUAUUAAGAAAGCUGUGGAAGUCAGAACACGGGGUUUGAUGUCAUUUUUCACAUUGAGUCAUUGUAAUAAAGUAUUAUGUAAUCUUUGUAAGGUAGAUACUUUUGUAUAUGAUUUUUUUUUUACUAAGUAGACGGAAGAGCAAGAGGGCCUUAUACAAAGUAAAAUAUAUGAAUAUGUGAUUGUAGUUCUAUUUGUUUUAUAAUAAAAAAAAACAGGAAGUA
Molecule: messenger RNA, 4134 nt
Organism: Puntigrus tetrazona (Sumatra barb)
Lineage: Eukaryota; Metazoa; Chordata; Actinopteri; Cypriniformes; Cyprinidae
Exons: 2
Coding region: 521-1813 (430 amino acids)
Biological process (GO): negative regulation of neuron apoptotic process; regulation of neuron differentiation; nerve development
Molecular function (GO): nerve growth factor receptor binding; growth factor activity
Source: RefSeq, a predicted model, not a curated record